Messenger RNA from Ornithodoros turicata, 1520 nucleotides. It is a transcript of the gene Gale, whose product is annotated as UDP-glucose 4-epimerase-like. Lineage: Eukaryota; Metazoa; Arthropoda; Arachnida; Ixodida; Argasidae. Gene Ontology annotation, molecular function: UDP-glucose 4-epimerase activity. Gene Ontology annotation, cellular component: cytosol. The transcript has 9 exons. The record is from RefSeq and is a predicted model, not a curated record. Gene Ontology annotation, biological process: beta-D-galactose catabolic process via UDP-galactose, Leloir pathway. The coding region runs from base 175 to 1257 and encodes 360 amino acids.
GAACGUGGAUGAGGUCAUGGCCAAGCUUCACAUUCCAACUGGGCAUUCUAUGAGCGAACGGACACGUAAACAUGAACUUUGAUCAAAGAACUUGCUAAGGAUCUCGGAUGCAAGUGCAUCAGACCACAUACAUAUCAUUUAUUCCGUCAGUACAUCUUAUCUUCGCUAGAGAUCAUGAGUAAAGGCAAAAUAUUUGUAACCGGUGGAGCUGGGUACGUUGGCAGUCACACGAUUCUAGAGAUUCUGAAUGCUGGCUACGAUGUUGUCGCAGUGGACAAUUUCAUCAACGCUCAUCCAGCAAGAGAUGGAGACAUUCCAGAAAGCUUACGUAGGGUACACGAACUCACAGGCAAGAGGAGCAUUUUCUAUAAACUGGAUCUGCUCGAUGAAGAAGGCCUAGACAAAAUUUUUGAGAAGCACAAGUUCGAUUGUGUGAUCCACUUUGCUGCAUUGAAGUCCGUGGGAGAAUCGUGGAAAAUUCCUUUGGACUAUUAUCGAAACAACAUGGUCAGCACCAUCAACCUGAUGGAGGUGAUGAAGAAAUACGAUGUACGUCAGCUUAUCUUCUCAAGUUCGUGCACAGUCUAUGGAGUUCCGCAGUAUCUGCCGCUGGAUGAAGACCACCCCACUGGUCGCAACUGUACCAACCCAUACGGCAGGACAAAGUAUUUCAUCGAGGAGAUGCUGAAAGAUCUCUUUUCGUCGGAGGAGGGCUGGACGAUCGUGCUGCUGCGUUACUUCAACCCAGUUGGGGCGCACGAAACUGGAUACAUUGGUGAAGAUCCGCAGGGGAUACCAAACAAUCUCAUGCCCUAUGUAAGCCAAGUAGCCAUUGGAAAGCUUCCGGAACUUUCAGUGUAUGGCAAUGACUUCAAGACCAAAGACGGCACAGGUGUCAGAGAUUACAUCCACGUCAUCGAUCUUGCCAAAGGUCACGUUGCCGCACUGGACAAACUAGUCACAAAAGAAAUUUCAGGCUGCAAGGCUUACAACCUGGGCACAGGCAAAGGCUAUUCCGUGCUAGAUGUGGUGAAAACCUUUGAGAAGGCAACAGGGACAAAAGUGCCUUACAAAAUAGUGGGUCGUCGUGCGGGUGACGUGGAUGAGCUGUACGCAGUGCCUGAGCUGGCAGAGAAGGAGCUCGGAUGGAAAGCAGAAAGAGAUCUCUUCCAAAUGUGCAAGGACAUGUGGCACUGGCAGACACAAAAUCCAAGAGGCUUUGUGGACUGGAGCGGAGCUGGAGAUACACCAAGUUGAUGCACUGGAUAUGUAGUGCCUUGAGUCCGUCUGAUUUACAGGGUGUUUUGGUUUUCCUUUCACGUGUGGGCAUUUAGCUGGAUUUUGUUCUCGUCUGUUAUCUAGUCAGGCAACACCUAUUUUGUAACUACAGCUACAGGGUUACAAGUUUAUUUUUUAUCAGCCCUGUGUUGUGCCAAAUUCGCUUGUUUUUCGUAUACAUGUAAGCAGAUUGGCCAUGCCUGUAGUGCUUAUUUUUGGAAUAAAAUUAUUUUUCUGUUAAA